This is a messenger RNA of Triticum aestivum (bread wheat), 1281 nucleotides long. RefSeq lists its product as uncharacterized. The transcript has 5 exons. Bases 1 to 900 code for a protein of 299 amino acids. The record is from RefSeq and is a predicted model, not a curated record. NCBI's taxonomy places the organism in Eukaryota, Viridiplantae, Streptophyta, Magnoliopsida, Poales, Poaceae.
AUGGAGCAGAAGCUCCCGCCGGAACCUCGCCCCUCACCUUCUCCGCGACUCCCGUCGGUGCCUCGCCCCCACCUUCUCCGCGGCUCCCACCGGCACCUCGCCCCCACCUUCUCCUCGGCUCCCGCCAGCACCUCACCCCCACUUCCUCCCCGGCUCCCGCCGUCGCCUCGCCCCCACCUCCUCGGCGGCUCCCGCCGGCACCUCGCCCCCCACUCGACGGCGGCCUCCCUUCCGCCAACCGGCCACCUCCCGCUUCCAGUCAGUUUGGCAUCGUCCCUCUGCCUCCUUCUGGCUGCCCUCGACGACGCUCCUAGUGGUCACUCCGCUUCGUCCAUAGUGGGAGGUCCAUCAACGCUGCGUCCAGCGGUCCAACCCCGCCACCCGAGGCCGUUCACCGUGCAGUGCCCCUUUCCAAGCCAUCAUGAGCGAUCAAAUCCCGGCACACCUGGUAGUUCAAACAUACACCGGCUGGCAGGUGACCAACUGCCCCACCUCUACAAGCUCGUCGGGGAUGACUUGGCAGUAGCUGGGAUUCCCUACAACAGCCAAAUUCCGGCACUCCCGGCCACCGCUCGUGAUCCCUGCUGGCACCGUCAGUCCACAGGAGUAGGGGUGGCGUGCCCGUCAACAAACAAGAACAGAAGGUGCAACCUCGCCAGUACCAUGUUGGCGGUUCCUUUGUUUUGUCUUGUUGCUGCUCCAAGCUGCAACACCUCAUGCUGUCAUCAUCUCUACAGGGCCACCGCUCCUCCAACCUGUCCUCUGUCGCAGCCCCACCACUCAUUGCCGAUGCACUCCAACCCGAGCACCUCCAUGAUGGAGGUCGUCUCGCAGCCCAGUGACGAGCUAACUCAUCUUCCUUGUGCGUCCUUCGCCCAUUGUGUGCCCUGCUGCCCUUGACCUCCUUCCUCACAGCUGAAAAAAUAGAAGAAUUUCUCUCAUCCUUCUUCUGAGGAAGAUUGGGAUGGGAGUCUACGGGGCAGGCAAAGUGUGUUGUUGCUUCUACAAUUUCAAACAUGAAUUUGAGAAAAGUUAUUCCUCGGAUAAGUUUGAAAAAUGUCAUUUUGUGAAGUUGAGCUAUUGAGCCAUGAACUACUAAAUGGUGGACUUGCAUUUUGUUUCUUCAGUACAUACAUGAGUUGAAUGUAUAAUUCAUGGAACAUAUGUCAAAUCUUCCAAGUAGUAACACAUAUUUAUUUUCUUCCAAGUAGCAAAUAUUUCCGUGGAUCAGGACAACUUCUGUACGACCUUUUGUUCACAAAUCUUGCAGUAUUGUUUCUA